AUGUGGGGUCAGGGCCCGAUGCAGAACAUCACCACACAACGGCACGACUACGUGCCCAAGCCUGUGGUGCCAACAGAAAGCUUCAAGCCACCAGCAAAGUUCCACUGCGUUGAGCAGCCGUUCGAAAAUCGUACUGUGAACCGCAUGUCGUAUUUGGAUCCCGGCAGAGUACCACCGCCAGAGUCGUACGCACCUGCCAAAUGCUAUGAAAAGCCUUCAGCUAAAAUGGAAAGUGAGACGACACAAAAGAUGUCAUAUCAGCCUGUAUGUGUCCCCUCGCCGCAGCGACCGCCCUGGGCCUGUAAAGGGCAGUACCAGAAGCCGUGCCAAAGGCUGGAGAGUACCACAAUAUACAAGUCUUCAUUCAUGCCCCCGGGCGAAGACUGCACUCAAUACAUGGACCCAUGCUCAUAUGGUGACUGCAAACCUUGUGACUGCAUAUGCCCAGCGGAGUGCAUAGCGACAGAUCCUUGCGCGUGUAACUUCCCGAAAGCAGCGUGCUGCAGCUAA
Molecule: messenger RNA, 510 nt
Organism: Diatraea saccharalis (sugarcane borer)
Lineage: Eukaryota; Metazoa; Arthropoda; Insecta; Lepidoptera; Crambidae
Source: the annotation of a GenBank genome assembly